Centruroides sculpturatus (bark scorpion) is the source of this 1792-nucleotide messenger RNA. Its product is annotated as kelch domain-containing protein 4-like. Gene Ontology annotation, molecular function: protein binding. NCBI's taxonomy places the organism in Eukaryota, Metazoa, Arthropoda, Arachnida, Scorpiones, Buthidae. The record is from RefSeq and is a predicted model, not a curated record. The coding region runs from base 82 to 1683 and encodes 533 amino acids. The transcript is spliced from 9 exons.
UUUUUAAUUGCCGAUAGAGGGCGUUUACUCCACGUGUUUACAGAUAGUUGUUUUACUUUCUGGAAACUAUAAUUUAUUAUUAUGGGUAAAAAAGAUAAAAAGAAGGAUAAGAAGAAAGGAAAAGGAGCAGAAAAAACCGCAAUUAAAACUGAAAAGAAAGCUGCUCUUAAGUUAAAGAAAGAACUUGCUCUAAAAGGAGAGGAUGAUAUUGAGCAAUUAAUAGCAAAAUUUCAAGAAGAUGAUAAGAAACAUCAAGAAGUUGUAGAAGAAAAAUGUGGUCCUCCUACCUUGAGAAGCAGUUUGUCUGUUCUCCCACAUCCAGAAAAAGAUGAAUUAUUAUUUUUUGGUGGAGAAUAUUUCAAUGGUAGCAAGACAUUCAUGUAUAAUGAGUUUUAUAUUUAUAAUAUAAAAAAGAACCAAUGGAGUUUGUUGCAUUGUCCAAAUAGUCCGCCUCCUCGUUGUGCUCAUCAGGCUGUAGUUGUAUCUCAUGGUGGUGGACAAAUAUGGAUAUUUGGUGGAGAAUUUGCAAGUCCAACUCGUUCGCAGUUUUAUCAUUAUCGAGAUUUAUGGGUUUAUCAUUUGUCUCAAAGACGAUGGGAACAGAUUAAAGCAACUCAUAGUCCUUCAUCUCGUAGUGGUCAUCGGAUGAUUGCACAUAAGAAACAGCUGAUUUUAUUUGGUGGAUUUCAUGAAACUUAUGGGGAUUGUAAAUAUUACAAUGAUGUAUAUGUGUUCAAUUUAGAAAAUUAUCAAUGGAAAAAAAUUGAACCAGUUGGAAAUGCACCUAGUCCAAGAUCUGGUUGUCAAAUGGCUGUUACUUCUGAAGGCAAAGUGGUGAUUUAUGGUGGUUAUAGCCGACAAAAAGUUAAAAAAGAACUAGAACAAGGAACUAUUCAUACUGAUAUGUUUAUUUUACAAACUGAAGUAAAGGAUGGUUCCAAUGAGAAAUGGAAAUGGAUUCAAGUUAAGCAAAGUGGAAUUAAACCUUCACCACGUUGUGGUUUUGCUUUUGCUUCUGCACCUGGAAAUCGCUUAUUUGCAUUUGGAGGAGUGUAUGAUGAAGAAGAAAAUGAUGAAAUGCUUGUAGGCAAGUUUUAUAAUGAUUUAUUUAUGCUGGAUUUGGAGAAAGGACGGUGGCUUCCAAUAGAACUACAUGGAAAGAAAGAAUCUGAAAAGAAAUCACGCCGUCGUCAAAAGGUUUCAGCUGGAGAUGACGAUACUGCAGAUAUUGAAAAAAUUGAGAACUUAAAUAUUGAAGAAGAAAAAUGUUCUGAAACACAAUCUGUAUCAGAUGAUGGUGUUUUUACUGUCACUAUUGGUGCUGCUAGUACUUCAAAACCUGAUGAUGAUAAAUUUGAGGAAGAAAAUAAUGAAGAUUGUAAAAAACCAUUUCUACCGUUACCUCGAAUGAAUGCUUGCUUAGUAGUGAAACAUGGCAUACUAUAUUUAUUUGGAGGAAUGUAUGAAAGUGGAGAUAAAAGAAUUACUCUUGCUGAUUUAUAUUCAUUAGAUAUUCAUAAAUUGGAUGAAUGGCAUACAAUUAUACCACCAAGCUUAACUCAGGAAUGGUUGGACUCUGAAUCUGAAGAAUCAGAAAAUGAAGGUGUUUGUGGGAAAGAAAGUGAUGAUGAUGAUGAUGAUGAAACUGGUGAAUCAGAAGAAUCAGAUAUGGAGGUGUCUUAAGAAGAUUUAUUGAAGAUUAGAAAGCAUUGUAUAUAUAUGUAUAAUAAAAUUCUCAUUAACUUAAAUUUGGACAUAUGUUUAUUUCAAAUAUAAUAUCAACUUAUACAAU